Mya arenaria is the source of this 3709-nucleotide messenger RNA. Its product is annotated as hemicentin-1-like. The transcript is spliced from 14 exons. The coding region runs from base 81 to 2687 and encodes 868 amino acids. The record is from RefSeq and is a predicted model, not a curated record. Gene Ontology annotation, molecular function: cell adhesion molecule binding. Lineage: Eukaryota; Metazoa; Mollusca; Bivalvia; Myida; Myidae. Gene Ontology annotation, biological process: cell-cell adhesion. Gene Ontology annotation, cellular component: cell-cell junction.
GUGACUGCGUUUUUAUUUCCUUUUAAGCGUGCGCUUUUAAAAAUUAGAUACUUAAACUGUUUGAUGCCGGAUAAAAUCUAAUGAUGACUUUGGUUAUACAAUUCAUUUUUUGGAUAUUACUUGAUAUCAGUCCAUUGUUUGCAGUAACGUUAACAGGUAAUGGAACCGUCGGAGGUUUCACCGUCCAAGAGAACCUACCAUUGAAAAUGACAUGCUAUACGACAACGGAUGUGCAGCUUAUUUCUUUUCGAAUAAAGAACGUUAACAGUCUCACUGUGAUCACAUCUGUAGGCUUUAUAGGAUCCAACUGUAUAACUGAUCCGGUGCCACCGUCCUACAUGAACUGCUCUUGUGUCAGUCGAAAGGAGUUCGUUUGUGUUAUUCUGGCAGUUACCAGGGCCAUGGAUGGAGAUAUAUGGCUGUGUACGCUCUUGGACCUCACUAGUAGUGGAUACAAGACCAUUGUUAUAACAAUCGGCAUAUCGUCUGUGUCUGUGGUGUCUCCGGUGGGCGGGUCUGUCUCCGUUGUUCAGAACACAUCACGACAAUUCCAAUGUGAAACUUCGACUGGUAACCCUCGCGCAACGGUAGAGUGGUACAAGGAUAAUGGUACUCCGGAUGAUAGGACCGAUGAUUCUCAGAUCAGCACUGGCAGUACUACAGAAUCACAAACAAGUGGCAAACUGCUGUUGACAGUCGGUAAACUAACGAUGACAGUACAAAGCUCCGACCAAGGAGUAGGAGUGUACUGUAGGGCAAACAACAUUGGAACCUGGAAAUAUUCAUCUAGCGUUACAAUUGAUGUCCAAUUUGAACCGUCCAGUCCGAAGAUAAUAUAUCUGAUGAAUUCUGAUGAAGCCUCUCCUCUUCGAGUGAUCUCUGGACGUUCCAUGACGCUAACUUGCAGCAGCACUGGAAACCCGAUUCCUACAUUCACGUGGACAUACCCUGGAGGAGAGACACAGAGUAGCUCCACUCUCGUAUUGGCAAGCAUAUUACCUACAAAUGCUGGGACAUUCACAUGCACAGCAAAGAAUACGUUAUCACCAGAAGAAGGAAACGCUAGUGUAAAAAAGUCACAAACAAUCAUCACAAUUCAAGUCCUGUAUCCUCCAAGUACACCAGUAUGCAAAUUUAGCGGAGCGGCUAUCUCAACUUCUGUUAAAGUACUGUGGGACGCUAACACGACAAUCAGCUGCACGAGUUCCGCCAACCCACCUUUGAUCACAUACACCUGGUUAACUCCAGGCCGCGGACAAGAGCACGGAGCCAGCUUAUCCCUGACAAAUGUGCAGCACCCAACUGACCAAGGCCAGUACACUUUAAUGGCCACAAACACAAUGGAUCCCACUGGGUAUAGCAGGGAAAAUGGAACUAGCAAGACGUCAUUUUUGGUAGAUGUACAGUUUCCUCCCGUAGUUAAGCCGCUUACAAAAGUCGUGGUACUUGAACGAGGCAAUGUUUCUGUUGCUUGUCAGGUAACUGCUGGUGUUCCUAACAGGACCGACUUUAAGUGGGAAAGAAUGUCUGACAUGACACCUAUAUCCGUGGAGCAGACACUUAACAUCGCAAACAUAGAUCGAACACAGGAUGGAUAUUACAGAUGUACAGCUUCAAACCUCAUGGAACCUACAGGAUGUGAUGUUACCAUUGGUAACAGUAGCAAAUCAAUCUACAUCGAUGUGCAAUAUGGGGCGAAAGUGACGAAUUUUACCUUAUUGCAAAGUGAUCACGGUCAAAUCUUUGAAGUGAAUGAAAACACACCAGUCACAUUAUAUUGCCAAGCUCAAAGUAAUCCAUUAUCUACUAUGUCGAUGUUGAAACAAGGUCAAGAUUUAAUUACUCAUAGUUACAAAAACGAUUUGGAAUUCACGAUCAGCAAAAGUGUCUGUGAGGACGAAGGCACUUACCAGUGUAGAGCUCGAAAUACGCACAAUACUAAAGCUGAUAUCAGUUCAUUCACGCUAUUCGUCAGAUGUGCACCUCGUCCAUCGUCAUUGGUGCCAAAACAACAGAACGUCACAAGCGCAACCGGAGUGCCUGCGGUAUUAACUUUUAACCUUGUAGCCUUUCCACGACCACGUGUGGGGGACUUUUUGUGGGAAAAGGAAUAUUCAGCUCUUGAUGUCUGGCAUAGCGUUUCUAAUGGCACAUACAUCAACAUAAUUAUUUCUGCAGACCGACUUCAAACGAAAUUAUUCUUCAGUUCCGUAAAGCAAGUCGAUUUCGGUUAUUACCGUGUACAUAUCAACAACGAACUUGGAAAUUAUACUGAAACGUUUAGACUGCAGGCGCAAGGUUCCAGUGCUGGUCCAGUUAUUGGCGGUGUUGGCGGAAGUAUCGCAGCAAUCGUGGCUGUAACUAUUGUCGUGGUUAUUCUAAGACGGAAGUAUGCAGUGAAUUGCAACACUGUCAGGAAAAAAGAUGUGCCUGCUGGGCAAUCCAUAUCCGGUACAGACCAUCCUGGAUAUAAUGCAGAUCCGAAGUAUGAAGAAGUGUCAAUGAUAACUGCCAUAUCGGUUUAUGAAGUUCUUAAAGAUGGAGAAAAUGGUCCCGACAAAUCGCACGUGUAUACAGCGUUGGAUGGGUCAAGUUCCAAACCCAAUGCAUGCUACGAAAAUUUUAAGACAGAGGAUCCCGUUUACAACAACACGAUGCUGAAUAACUCGGCACAGACGGUGCUUUAAGUGAAUAAUUGAAAGGACGUCACAAGUAUGUGAUGCCGUCAGAGAAUGUUAAUACCCAGAAUUUCAAAAUAGCAUUGCAAGUGGAAUUUGUUAUCUCCAAUAUUUUGCCACUCCAUGCUGAAGUCCUACACCAACAUAAAACAAAUACAUGAAGAUUUUCAGAGGAAACUUCAGAAAAGAGAAACAUUAGAGGGAGGAUAUGAUUAUAUUCAUAACGCGUUUGUUCAAAGAUACUUCGCUCAUGAUUUUAUAAAAUGCACUUGAUUUGUACGACGAAGUAAAGUGUGGCAAAUCAUUUGGAGUGUUUAAACUAAGAUACCAAAAGCGGGAACCCUUCAGCAUGUUUAUAUUUGCUCCAAAUUGUCUUUGAAGACCACACUUUUCUGUAGCGUUGACAACGCCAAACACUUAAUUACAGCUUUGUUUGUUGCGUGAUUGGAUGAUUGACAUUACCACUUGAUGUUACCUGGACUGUUAACAGGUCAAAUAUCAACCACUGCUGUGAUGCAGAAUUCAAUGAAGUAUGGUUAUAUCCGGAGUAUAUUAAUAUUGAUUAUUUUAUUACUAUAAUGGCUAUAUUUAGGAGAAUAUUAAUCGACUCAUUAGUUAGGCAUUGAAAAAUGAUAUAGACUAUAGUUCACUAGUGUUGUACAGAGAACUAAAAUCUACUAUUCAUAUGUCAUCGUAUAUAGAUAAAUUGUAUUGCCGUAGAUUUAGAAAUAUUAUUGCUAGGUUAAGAUUGUCCUAUCAUAUGUUAAAUGUUGAAAGAGGCAGAUAUGUUUAUAUUGAAAGAAAUCAACGUAAAUGUGCAUAAAUUUACUAUGCAAAACCAAGUACGUUUACAUUUAUUCAAUAAUUAAACUCUGAAAACACUGCAUAUCUGCGAAAACUAGCUUUUAAUUGCAAACAUUAUUUUAAGCUACAAUAUGACGGCUUUAAAUAAUAAUGCUUAACUUUAUUUCGUUCAAAUGUUGAAAACAUUGAUAUAUUUAAAUAUGUAUAUGUACUCUCGCAUUUAUCAA